AUGGCUCAGUCAGCGCCAUGGUUCUGCGGCGGCGUCCUCAUUACCGACCGACAAGUGCUCACGGCCGCCCACUGCAUGCGGCCCGAGCAGGCCGCCACCGUGGUUGCCCGCAUCGGCGAUCAUUAUCUCACCACCUUCGAUGACGUCCAUCAUCAGGAGCGUAACAUCACCAGGAUCGUGCGGCACCCGCAGUAUCACGCCUCGCAGAACGACCUGGCGGUGGUGCGGCUGCAGUCGCCGGUGCAGCUGACGAACGCCGAGGUGCCGCUGCGCGUGGUCGACGAGGACGCCUGUGAAGACGCCUACCGCCAGGCGCCCGCGUUCAACAUGACAUUUCCCGGUGGUUUUCAGGGCACCAAGAUCUGUGCGGGCAGCCGCGACGACAAGCCACGGGACGCGUGUCGGGGAGACUCGGGGGGUCCGCUGAUGGUCCAGCUUGCCGACGGCUCCUACCAGCUCACUGGUAUCGUCUCCACCGGCGUUGGCUGUAGAAACCCUGAAUUUCACGGCAUCUACACCAAGGUGUCCUCCUACAUCGACCGGAUCCUCGGCUGGCGGCUGCGGCUUACGCCCGUCUUCGCCAGCUGGGGCUCAGGCGAGUUCGGCUACUACGGCGCCACCGAACUGGUGGAGGAAUACAUCCACCUGAUCGGCGGCAGGACGGUGGCCUAUCUCAACGUCGACCUGGCCAUCAUCUACACCUACAACCUGAUGGUGGUCGCCAGCCCGCUCAUGCACCACGUCACAGUGGAGGCCGCCAGACGGGCCAGUUGA
Messenger RNA from Pollicipes pollicipes, 774 nucleotides. Its product is annotated as anionic trypsin-1-like. Bases 1 to 774 code for a protein of 257 amino acids. Gene Ontology annotation, molecular function: serine-type endopeptidase activity. NCBI's taxonomy places the organism in Eukaryota, Metazoa, Arthropoda, Thecostraca, Pollicipedomorpha, Pollicipedidae. The transcript has 4 exons. The record is from RefSeq and is a predicted model, not a curated record. Gene Ontology annotation, biological process: proteolysis.